Manduca sexta (tobacco hornworm) is the source of this 768-nucleotide messenger RNA. RefSeq names its product androgen-dependent TFPI-regulating protein-like. Lineage: Eukaryota; Metazoa; Arthropoda; Insecta; Lepidoptera; Sphingidae. The record is from RefSeq and is a predicted model, not a curated record. Gene Ontology annotation, cellular component: membrane; endomembrane system. Bases 85 to 768 code for a protein of 227 amino acids. The transcript has 5 exons.
UGUUUGACUCGGUGCGAACGUGUGGGACAUUAAUUGCAUUAAUUAGUUGCGAUUAAUAAAGUUAAUUGUUGGCAAUUUGUGAUUAUGGAGAAGGUGCAAUCAUUAAGAACCAUAUCCACCACGACCAAGCUUCGUAUUGCUGGGUACGUGGUGACUAUAGUGGUACACACCGUCAAUGGCCUGAUUAUGGAGAGCGGUUUCUAUGGUGGAGCCAUGAGUGACCCUGGAGUCCGGAGGUACUACGAGUUCCGGACUAGAUUCAUCACCUGCUGGACAUUUGUAGCACAAAUCAUAUACGCCGCUCUAGAGCUGUACUGUGAAGUAAAAAAUAUCCAAGGAAAGAAAGAUUCAAACAUCAUAAAAAAAAUAAAACAAUAUAACGAUAUCACAUUUCCAGGAAUUGUUGUACCAUACUCGUUUAUGGUACCAACGAUGUUCUGGACACUCUUCAUAUAUGACAAGAACUUGAUCCUACCAGCUUUUAUGAAGAAGGUGGUGAGCUCUUUCUCCAACCACCUGGUGCACACCGCGGUCGUCCCUGUUGUCGUCUGGGAAAUGGCCUUCAACCCUCGAUACACGCGUAGAUCCCAUGCGAAGAAUCUCAUGACCUUGGCCUUUUCACCAAUAGCCCUGAUACUAGGGUCGCAGCACAUCGCGGCAGUGGACCGUAACCCGCGUCUAUUGUCAUUCAAUCGAGCGUUUGUGCUCUUUGUCCAGCCGCGGGCGGAGCCCUUCGACCCAUUCGACAUGGGGAAUGACGUCAGUUAA